CCUUCUUAUAAACAUGCUUCGUAACUCCACCUGGCGUAAGUACAGUGCUCCUUUCGCCGCGGAAACUUGGAGAUGAUACAAAAGCUAAUGUCAUAACCAUGGCAAUGGCAGGUCUGGACGAUACCAACCUGGCCAACUUUGGCUCGGAGCUGGAACGCGAACAUCGUAAAGAGCAAGGGGCGCUCGAAGAAGCUUGGAACUAUGAAGGCUCACCUAUUGGCAGUGAAACCGGUCUUUGGAUUUGGCGUGUCCAAAACUUCGCACUCGUCUCGGUUCCCCCGAAGAUGUACGGACAGUUUUACCAAGGUGACAGCUACGUCAUCCUCAAGACAACUAAAAAAGAGAACUCGGAUAAACUCAUUCACGAUGUCCAUUUUUGGCUCGGCCUCGAAACGACUCAGGAUGAAGCUGGUACAGCGGCGUACAAAACCGUCGAGCUCGAUGAUUAUUUGGAUACCUUGGCAAGCCAACACAGAGAAGUGCAACGUCGUGAAUCGGUGCUUUUCAAAUCGUACUUCCGCACUUUGACUUACUUGCAAGGUGGCUUUGCUAGCGGGUUCAACCAUGUCGAACCUGAAGUUUUACCUACACGCUUACUACGCGUUCACCGCCCCGCCGCACUCAAAGGCACACGCACACAGAAUGCAGUGGUUAUUACUGAAGUGCCCCUGAGUCAUGAAAGCUUGUCCUCCGGUGCUGUCUUUGUUCUGGAUACCGGCGAUACCAUCUUCCAAUGGCAAGGUGCUCAGGCCCGCGGUAUUGAACGUGCAAAGGCGGCUGAAUUUAUUUCGCAACUGCUUAGCGAGCGCGAUGGCAAGGGAGAAAUGGUGGUGGUUGAACAAAACUCGGGCGGUGAAUACCAAUUCUUUAAAGCGCUUGGUUCUGAAGGUCCCGUUUCGGAUGCAACGGAAGAAGAAGAAGAAGAAGCCGAGGAGAUCGAAGAUGAAAAGGCCGAAAAAGUCUUGCUUCGCCUUAGCAGCCACGGUCCGUUUGGUCUGGGUGGUCUCAAGUUCGAAGAAGUGGCACGAGGCAGUAUCUCCAAGGAUAUGUUCGAUACCCACUAUAUUUAUGUAUUUGAUGUUGGUCAUCAAGUAUACGCCUGGUUUGGCAGAGAAGCUCAUCGCAAAGAACGUCGCCAGGGAUUGCAGUAUGCGCAGGACUAUAUCAAGAACAACAACAAAUCUCCUUUCACGCCUAUCUGUAAGAUUGUCGAAGGAGCCGAAGACGAACUCUUUGAGGCUUCCCUUGAAGGAUGGCAAGGAUGGUAAUCACCCGUUGGCAUAUAAAUUUCGAGCAAGAACCAUCUAUAUACCAUUAUUAAAAUGAAUCCCCUUGAAAAUGAUUUUUACCCAUGCGGGUUUGGUUCACGCUCAAGACUUGUAAUACACACUGAUCAAAAACAGAUGAUUAUCAGAUAGUGACAUUAUUUGAGUAAAGAAGAUGCUGGUGGGUGCUCAAGCGUUUCCAAUUUUACUUUUAUAUUCAUCAUCCAAUGUCUGAUACAUCAGAGUAUGGCUUAAAGGAUAUUUUGAAUACAGCAUCAAUGGGUAUCCAGGCUCUUGCUAAAAUCGAUAAAGUAUUAAUUUAUUGUGCUCUUGCACAAUCCAAAAGUGAGUGGUCAUAUCCUCUGCACAUGGGGUUCACCCGCCGAACGUGCCCAUGUG
Molecule: messenger RNA, 1664 nt
Organism: Radiomyces spectabilis
Lineage: Eukaryota; Fungi; Mucoromycota; Mucoromycetes; Mucorales; Radiomycetaceae
Exons: 5
Coding region: 99-1268 (389 amino acids)
Molecular function (GO): actin filament binding
Source: RefSeq, a predicted model, not a curated record